GCGUGCAUGGCAUGUUCUCCAUCCAAUGCUGCAUCACAGUACUCCAUUAUUAUUAUUAUUUCUUCCCAUCCAUGCAAGCCUUAGUUUGAUUAUCCCAAACAACUGCGAAUUGAAAGAUAAGAUCAGAUAUGAAGACCCAAAAUGAGGAUGAGAAGAAAGAUCAUGCGCAUGCAGAUGAGGAAGGCAAGAGCAGAGUAAAUAGGCUGCCUCCAGAUCUGUUUAAGGUUUCCCAGGAAAUUGAUCAUUACAUCUUCAAUCUGUGGAGCUCCCGAUCCGGCUCCGACUCCAAGCCCCCCGAUGUUCCCAUCUGCGUCGAACAGUUCGCCGUUCUUCUGGAGGAGAUCAUCGACGAUUACACCCGUUCCAGGGGGCAACCCGUGAAAUGGAGCCAGCUCAGGGACGACGAAGCCGCUACGUUUCUCGAAUCCGCCAAUCGCAUCUCCAAGCUCUCCAAAUCCCUCUGCCAUUUCUCUUCCGAGUACAAAUACGCUUACUCCAUCAGCCGCAUCGGCGGCGUUCUCCAGCGCACAAUGUCCUACUUGGAAGACGAAUUCAAAUCCUAUCUCGACGACUGCAAGGCGCUGAAGAUUAACCCCGACACCACCACCGCAAAACAGCAUUCCCUCACCAAACGAGACGACGACGGCGGACAUAAUAAUGUCUCGGAAGAUCAGGAUGCAGAUCAUCAAUCUAGUAGUAAUAACCAUAAUAAGGAAUUAUCAGAGAAUACUACUACGAAGGCGGGUAGUGGGUGUUAUUCCGAGGAAAUCAUGUCGAAUUUGAAUAAACUAGCCAAGGCGUUGAUGUUCGGAGGGUACGAGGCGGAGUGCUGGCACGCGUAUUUCGUGGCGCGGCGAAACGUGAUGGAGGACAGCCUGUCCAGGAUGGGGUUCGAGCGGCGGAGCAUAGAUGAAGUGCAGAAGACGAGCUGGGAAAGCGUGGAGAGGGAGAUCGCCGCCUGGCUUAGAACAUUCAAGUACUGCACCACCGAGCUUUUCACCGUGGAACGAAAACUCACCGCCACCGUCUUCAGCGACCACCCUUCCAUGUCCGAGAGCAUCAUUAGCGACCUCUGCCGUUUCACCGUCAUCCAGCUCCUCCACUUCUCCGACGCUGUCGCCGUCAUUAAACGCUCCUCCGAUAAGCUCUACAAGUUCCUCGACGUCUACGAGGCGCUGCGGGAUCUUCUCCCCAGCUUGGACACCCUGCUACGGCCCCAGUGCAUGGAGGAGCUGAAGGCCAAGACCCUCAUAACCCGGUGCCGCCUGGGGGAGAUGAUGAUCUGCAUCAUCCAGGAGCUGGAAAUCACCAUCAACGCCGAUCCCCCCAAGAACCCCGUCCCUGGCGGCGGGGUCCACCCGCUAACCCGCUACGCCGUGACCACCAUAGAAAACGCCUGCUGCUACAAAGAAACGCUGGAUCAAGUGUUCAUAGAACACCUGCAGUUCCAACAGCAGCAACAUCAGCAGCAGGGGCAGGGUGGGAAUGAGGUGGAGGGAUGGGAAUCCCAUCUCUCCCCCUUCGGAAUGCAGAUCGCGAGAGCCAUGGAGCUGCUGGACGCCAACCUGGAAGCCAAAUCAAAGCUGUACAAAGACCAAUCCCUGAGCAUGAUCUUCAUGAUGAACAACGGGCGACACAUAUUACAGAAGGUGAAAGAAUCCCCAGGAGCUAGCAGCCUGCUGGGGAGCUCGUGGAUAAAGAAACGUUCGUCGGAUCUAAGAUCUUACCACAAGAACUACCAGCGGGAGACGUGGGGGAGGCUGAUGCAGUGCCUGAGCGUGGAAGGGCUCAUCUCCAGCAGCGGGAAGGUGCACAAGCCGGUGUUGAAGGAGAAGUUCAAGAGCUUCAACGCCGUGUUCGACGACAUUCACAAGACGCAGUGCAAUUGGGUGAUCAGCGACGAGCAGCUUCAAUCGGAGCUUCGGGUUUCCAUUACCAACAUGGUGGUUCCUGCCUACAGGUCAUUCCUUGCCAGGUUUAGUCAGACCUUCACGCCCGGGAGGCAGACCGAGAAGUACAUCAAGUAUCAGGGGGAAGAUCUUGAAAAGUAUAUUGAUGAGCUUUUCGAUGGAACAGGGAAGAAGAAAUAAUAAUAACUACUUCUAAAUGGUGAAGACAAGCAUUUAAUUAAUUUAAUUUGUUGUUUAGAUUAAGA
Molecule: messenger RNA, 2155 nt
Organism: Ipomoea nil (Japanese morning glory)
Lineage: Eukaryota; Viridiplantae; Streptophyta; Magnoliopsida; Solanales; Convolvulaceae
Product: exocyst complex component EXO70B1-like
Exons: 1
Coding region: 129-2090 (653 amino acids)
Biological process (GO): exocytosis
Cellular component (GO): exocyst
Molecular function (GO): phosphatidylinositol-4,5-bisphosphate binding
Source: RefSeq, a predicted model, not a curated record